AGAGGGUGGCUGGGUAACCUUGUUUUCGUGGUCAGCGGCAGCUCAUUGCGUUGCUAUGUCAACGGUACCAUUCAACAGACGCCAUUUUGGAUAAUAGCUUCGAAUACUUCACACCAUGCUAUCGCUAUACCCGGACGAAACUUCCAAGGCAAAUGUGUCGUUUGGGACAACACUUGACCGUGAACUUAUGCCGAUUAAGGCCCCUAAUAAUAGAUUUGGUAACGAAUUACUCGCUAUUCGUGGAGCGCCUAACAGAGGACCCGGCUGCUAUGAUAAUGCCGAGGUGAGCACAUUUGUAUAUGAGCAAGAGCAGAGGCCGGUAUGCCGUAGAGGGUAUUCACUUGGUGCUAGGACAGCGCCAAGGUUCCCCAAGCCAAUGCAUAUGGACGUGCCUGGAGCACCAACAUACCAGGCAGUGAUAAGCAAACCUCAAGAGUUUGAUCCUGCAUUUAAACCUUUCAGUGUUGGGGCCAACAGAUUUAGAGAAACUGCACAGGCCAAAGAAGCUUUACCAGGUGCUGGCUCAUAUGAACAUGAUGUUGAGAGCAACCGAAAGAUUAAAUACCAUGGCUCAUUUGGGGGUCCUCAGACCCUCAUAAACUCAGUACAAAUCAAGUGCAACAACUUUGGAGAAAGAGACACUUGUAAAAACUGUAAGAACCAUCCAAUUGGUGACUACUACGAGUACAAAAAGAAGCACUUCUGUCGGAAAUGUUAUAAUCAGCUACUGGAAAGUGGAACUAAAUAUCCCAGAAGUUAUCUUCAAAAAUUCUAUAAGGUUCGAGACUGCUCACUUAUUCACGACCACGAAGGAACAAAUGCCAAACUACAGCUCAAAACAGAAAAAGAUCUAAGAAAGCAGCGAUUCAGAGAAGCAUACAUGAGCCUUUACUUCAAGUGACUGAUAUUGCACCCUGAAUGUUUCUGUACUCACAUCAGUACAGACCAUCAGUGCUAAUACAGGCCUCUGACCACCAGCACCAAAACUUGAUAUGGAGAAAUUAUAAAAAUUUAUAAUAGUAUUAUAGAUAGAAAACAAAAUGAUAAAAACAACAUACAGUGGGAACAGGUGUAGACCUCCUGGAGAUUUAUUAAUGAGGUUCUUCUUGGUCAGUCAAUGUAUUUCUUCUGUACAGCAAAUGUAAAUAGAUAAUAAAAACCUGUUGUUUAACAAAA
This is a messenger RNA of Nematostella vectensis (starlet sea anemone), 1176 nucleotides long. RefSeq names its product protein pitchfork. Gene Ontology annotation, molecular function: cytoskeletal protein binding. The transcript has 9 exons. Gene Ontology annotation, cellular component: ciliary basal body. The record is from RefSeq and is a predicted model, not a curated record. Lineage: Eukaryota; Metazoa; Cnidaria; Anthozoa; Actiniaria; Edwardsiidae. Bases 116 to 901 code for a protein of 261 amino acids. Gene Ontology annotation, biological process: regulation of cell projection organization.